Molecule: messenger RNA, 1342 nt
Organism: Daldinia decipiens
Lineage: Eukaryota; Fungi; Ascomycota; Sordariomycetes; Xylariales; Hypoxylaceae
Exons: 4
Coding region: 87-1253 (388 amino acids)
Source: RefSeq, a predicted model, not a curated record
CACGUCCGAUGCUCGAUGUAAGGCCUCGGUCCACAGAGACUUCACGGCCUUUUGCCUUCCUAGCGCGCGUUGUCGUAGAGUAGACCAUGUCGGAAUUCCGCUACUCGACUGACAAUUUCGAUGAGUCGGAACCGAUAUCCAACAAGCCGGAGACGAUCUGGGGAGUCGUCAUAUCAUGUAUGAUACUGUCGUGGAUAUGUGUCUGCCUUCGAUUGUACGUACGGUUCAGGAUUGUCCAGGCUCCGGGCUGGGAUGAUUUAUGUGUAGGACUUUACCUACUCACGAUCACUGCUGGAUCAAUAGCAGUAUGUUUUGCAGUCACGUACGGACUUGGCAAGCACUUUUUACAACUUGAGCCGUGGCAGUCCAGUGGUUUCAUACGAACAUUUUACGUUGCAAACGCAGCAUACGUAACAUCAACAGCAUUGAUUAAAGAGGCUCUUCUACUGCAAUAUCUACGUGUUUUCGAUCAAGCAGUAUUCAUUCGCCGGUUUGUUAUUGCGCUGGCCGUUUUCACGGCGCUCUGGGGAUUUGCAUAUUCUUUUUUAGCUUGGGUUCCAUGCGUGCCCAUCCACGACUUUUGGGCCAAAGGAGGUGGUGGCCCAACUUGUUAUGGAUACGGUUCACCAUACGCUAGAACAUUUGCUGCUACAUUUGAGAGCCACGCCGCUAUCAACAUGGUCCUCGAUAUUGUGGUUCUUAUAAUACCCUUACCAUUAAUUUUUAAAGAUGGUUCGACGGUAAAUGCGCGUGUGCGAUUAGCCGCGUUGUUUUCUAUGGGCAUCUUCGUGCUUGUCUUUGCGAUUUGGCGGCUAGUAACUCUUGUCGAACACAGAGUAGCGACAAUCCCGACAAGAGAUCCAACGUGGUAUGGUCCCAUUACCAUCAUCCUGGCCGUCUUAGAAGUUGACGCCGCGAGCGUCUGUGCAAGUGUCCCUAUUUUUUGGCCUGUGCUUAGGAACUUGGACUGGGGCAAGAUCUUCGUGACACAAGAAGUAGACAUCACGAGGGAGACGCGGUACAUGGAAGAUGACGGAGAUCGUCUAACUAAUGGGACCACGCAUAGCAGAGCAGGCAGUGAGACGGACUUAGGGGCUGGUGGCGGGAGAGGAUUGAGGAAUAAGGAAACGUACUAUCAAGAUUCGUAUGUUUUAAGCCAGGUGGACCCUUUCCGGCCAUCGAUUGAGCGCGUACAUGCGAGUGCGAGGAGUGAUAUAGCGAAGCAAAGUUCGAGAAAAUGGGUGAAGUUAUGAGAUAUGGUUGUUUAUACGUUUAAUAAAACCAUUGGCCAUGCGUCGCUUUAAUUAUUUUCCCAAUGUUUUCCUUCUCUUUCUCUACUGAU